This is a messenger RNA of Orbilia oligospora ATCC 24927, 2127 nucleotides long. RefSeq lists its product as uncharacterized. Gene Ontology annotation, molecular function: oxidoreductase activity. Bases 1 to 2127 code for a protein of 708 amino acids. NCBI's taxonomy places the organism in Eukaryota, Fungi, Ascomycota, Orbiliomycetes, Orbiliales, Orbiliaceae. The record is from RefSeq and is a predicted model, not a curated record. The transcript has 2 exons.
AUGGCGGGCUGGUCCUCACUCAAAUAUGCUUUCAUUGCUUCAAGCAUUUUUACAAUUACCAGUGCUCUUCCCACGGACGGCUUGGCCCGUCGGGAUUAUCAACUCCAGAACGAAUACAACGACUAUUAUGCCCAUGACAACAAUGACUACUAUAACCAAGGUUAUAGAGCCAACUCGAAUGAGCCGACAUCCGUUAAGUAUCAAAACAAAGCCACAGUCGCGCCCAGACCUAGCGCAACUUCUUCAACUCCUUCAACAAGGACCCGAACUUCGAACCCUCGACCAAAUGCUCCAGGUCCAAAGGCUGACGAGGGGGAAUAUGACCCUACGAGUCUCGAAGGCUUCCGCGGAUCCUAUGGCAGCGAUCCAAAGGGACCCAUCAUUGUGACGGGUGUUCAGAACGGACAAACCGCCGUACGCAAAGAGAUUAGAGACUUGAUCAAAGACCAUACCCAGUUCAGCUUGUUCAUCAUGGCUCUCUACAGACUUCAAAAACAGCCUCAGGAUAUGGAAACUUCAUACUACGGCAUUGCCGGUAUCCACGGAGCACCUUUCAAAUCAUGGGGUGGUGUGGAACUAAAAGAGGGCGGGAACCCAGAGUGGGGAUAUUGUCCCCAUUCGGACGUAUUGUUCCUUCCGUGGCAUCGACCUUACAUGGCUCUUAUUGAGCAGAUCAUGUGGAAGCAUGCUAGCGAUAUCGUUGACGGAAUCCCGGAAGGCCCAAAGAAAGAAAAAUUCAAGGCCGUCCUCCCAAGCCUUCGCUUCCCAUACUGGGACUGGGCUGCGGAUGGCAGCAUCCCUGAGGAAGUCUGUCAACAAAAUAUUAUCCCGAUCGAAACUGUCCGAAAUGAUAGAGAAAGUAUCCCGAAUCCGUUGUACGCUUACAACUUCAGUGACCUGUCAGAGUUUACAAAUUACCCAUGGGGAAAUGUUACGGAAACUAUUCGCUUCCCCGCAAAGUUUGGGACUCCAGCUACUCACACCAGACAGAUUAACGAAGUUAUGAAAGCUAGCGAAGGCACCUGGAGGAACAGAGUUUACCAGGUUUUGACCGGCUAUAAGACUUUCACUAGUAUGGCUAGCACUGGCUAUGACCGAGCAAACGGUUUCAGAUUCGAAUCUUUCGAAGCUAUCCACGGAAGCGUCCACUUGGCCGUUGGCCAGAACCUGGACGGUCUCGGAAGCGGUGCGAUUUUGGGAGUUGACGGGGCGAUGCUUGGACACAUGAACCCACCUGUUUACUCUGCUUUCGACCCCAUCUCUUGGCUUCACCACAUCAAUGUUGAUCGUGUAUUCAACAUCUGGCAGACUAUGAACCCAAAUGCCUAUAAGUUCUCUGGUAGAACCAGAAUGGGAACUUGGGCCGUGCCAUUCAACGCUGCGGUCGACGAAAGGACACCACUUUAUCCCUUCAAGAAAUCGGCAAACGAAUUCUUCACUGGCGCUGACGUCGAGAAUCCAAAGCAAUUCGGUUACUCCUACCCUGAAACAAACAGCGGCAAUGCUCGUGAUACAUUGGUCGCUGUUAACAAGCUUUAUGGCUCCCGAACUCCUGCUUUCGAGAUCAAAAACGCUCGAGACGGAUCCCGUCGCCAGAAACGUCAGGAGACAAACCCUGUUGCCUCUGUUGUUGACAAUUCUAACAAGUACACUGACUGGAUCAUCAAUAUUGAGGUUAAUAACGGCGCUGAAGUUGGAACUUUCGGUAUCAACGCAUUCCUUGGCGAGCCCUCUACAGACAAUGCUGCAAAGUGGAUUACCGACCCAAAUUCCGUCGGUGCACAUGGUGUCCUAACCAGAUUCGACGCACAUCCUGAUGUCCUUGUCACUGGUACAAUUCCUCUGACUGCCGCUCUUCUGAAAAAGGUUGAAUCUAAGGAGAUUGAAAGCCUUCUCCCCGAUGUUGUCAUUCCGUACCUUCUCAAGAACUUGAAAAUAAAGGUCAGAACCGCUACUGAUACAAUCGUCGAGGAUCUCAAGGAGGUCAAAGAUUUGAAAAUUGAGAUUGUGGCUGGAGAAGUUGGCUUGCCAAAGGACAUGGCAACAGCUCCAAGCUAUGGCGAUUACCAAACCAAGAUUGACUGGGUUGAUGUCGCUGGUGGUAAAUUGACACCCAAACCUCAGUAG